AUGGAGGAGACGAUGAUGAUGGCGGCCGGACAGGAGAAGCCACAGAAGCGGGUGAGGUUCCGCGUGGCUUCGGGGAACAGCGGCCGGGUCCUGAAGGAGAUGUUCAAGGACGAGGGUCCUGCAGACUCUCUGGACUCAGACUGCACCAGCAGCUCCGACGCUGAACGAGCCAGCACGCCUUCAACCAGCGGAGACGCUCACCUGUACGCUUACCUGGGCUCAGAGCUGGACGACAGCGAGAGCAAUGAGCCUGAUGAGCUGCUGAUGUACGCUGGAGCCACCAAGGACUGGAUGUUCACCACCAAGAGGGUCAACAUCCUCAGCAAGAACGGGACCGUGAGGGGGGUCAAGCACAAAGUCAGCGCAGGUCAGACGCUGUUUGAGAACCUUCCCACUUCCAACAGUAUGGAGUUAUCUCUGGAGUUCGGGCGGAUAGUGAUCUACACCACCAGUUUCCGCGUGGUGAGGACGACCUUCGAGCGCUGCGAGCUGGUCCGGAAGAUCUUCCAGAACCACAGGGUGAAGUUCCUGGAGAAGAACAUCGCGCUGGACAUCGAGUACGGGAAGGAGCUGGAGGAGCGCUGCAGACGGGUGGGAGAGCCUCCGUCACUACCGGUGGUGUUCAUCGAUGGUCACUACCUCGGGGGUGCUGAGAAGAUACUUGGCAUGAAUGAAUCAGGAGAGCUGCAGGAUCUUCUGACAAAAAUCGAGAGGGUCCAGCUGCCCCAGACGUGCCAGACCUGUGGGGGCUUCGCCUUCGUCCCGUGCCCAAUGUGCCAUGGCAGCAAGAUGUCCGUGUUCCGUAACUGCUUCACGGAUUCCUUCAAAGCCCUCAAGUGCACUUCCUGCAACGAGAACGGCCUGCAGCCCUGCGUCAGCUGCAGCCGCUGAGGACGGAAAGAGCCUCAAACGUUCCUCUCUGGGACUUUACCAGGACCUUCAGCUGGACUGGGACAGGCAGAGAACAGA
Molecule: messenger RNA, 969 nt
Organism: Centropristis striata (black sea bass)
Lineage: Eukaryota; Metazoa; Chordata; Actinopteri; Perciformes; Serranidae
Gene: grxcr1a
Product: glutaredoxin and cysteine rich domain containing 1 a
Exons: 4
Coding region: 1-891 (296 amino acids)
Biological process (GO): sensory perception of sound
Source: RefSeq, a predicted model, not a curated record